Messenger RNA from Cladophialophora yegresii CBS 114405, 2109 nucleotides. RefSeq lists its product as uncharacterized. NCBI's taxonomy places the organism in Eukaryota, Fungi, Ascomycota, Eurotiomycetes, Chaetothyriales, Herpotrichiellaceae. Gene Ontology annotation, molecular function: chromatin binding. Gene Ontology annotation, cellular component: nucleolus. Bases 1 to 2109 code for a protein of 702 amino acids. Gene Ontology annotation, biological process: DNA replication initiation. The transcript has a single exon. The record is from RefSeq and is a predicted model, not a curated record.
AUGGGUCACGGACGGCCUGCAAAGCGCAGGCGGUUGACGCCGCCGAUCGACGACAGUAGAGUCUCCAAAACUGUCAAGGCAGCCGACCUCUUCAACCGAGUCGCGGACUGGGACCUCGAGCAAGAAUAUGAAGAAAGAUCGCGGGGCAAGAAGACCAAGGAAUCAACGAGGCUACCUAUCAAAACCGCAGAAGGGACGGUCAGACAAGUCCAGGCGCCGCGCGAGGACGAAGAUGCAGACUCGGACAGUUUUCUCGGCUCCGGCACCGACGAGGAGGCCGCAACCGCUCAGCAAUCUACGCCCCCCACCGACCCUGAACCACAAUCUGUACCGGUAAAGCAACAAGUUCUGUCGGCCAAAGAAGAAAUCGCCCGUCUAGCGACCCUUCUCAACGAGGAUCCGGAAGAACACUCCUCAUCAUUCAAAAAGCUGGCCCAACUCUCUAUGCCCACAUCUCCCGUUGCGGUGCAGAAACUCGUGCUCGCGGCCCAAGCAGCCGUCUACAAGGAUAACAUCCCCGGGUACCGAAUACGGAGCUACAAGGAUGAAGAACUGGGGAGUAAAAUCUCCAAGGAUGUGCGCAAGACGAGACAAUACGAGCAUUCCCUGGUUACAGGAUACCACGCCUACGUGAAACAGUUGAGCAGUCUUGCCAAGAACCGCAAGGGCGACGUCGAGCACCGGUCGUUGCGGAGCGUGGCGAUGAACUGCGUGUGCACGCUUCUCCUGUCCGUCCCGCACUUCAAUUUCCGCACAGAGUUGUUAACCGUCCUGGUGCACGAGCUGUGCAGCCGCGAGGCCACGGCCGAGUUCAGCAAGUGCAUUGACACGCUCGAGAAAUUCUUUGCGAACGACGAAGACGGCGCGCCCUCCCUCGAAGCAGUCAGUCUGCUGACCAAGACGAUGAAGGCCAAAGAUUAUCGCGUGCGGGAGGAAACGUUGAACACGUUCUUCCAGCUGCGCCUGUUGUCGGAACUCCCGCCCGCGACCAACACAGACGAAGGGGGCGCAGACUCUGCAGCGUCCAGGAUCCACGGGCGGAAGAUCAAGAAGGAGAAGUCGCAGCACGUGACCAAAAAGGAGCGCAAACUGCGCAAAGAACGCAGAGCCGUCGAGAAGGACAUGGCCGAGGCGUCCGCGCUGGUGAACCACGAGGAGCGCGAGAAACUGCAGUCCGAGACCCUCAAGCUCGUCUUCGUGACGUACUUUCGCGUCCUCAAGCAGCGCGUCCCCUGGCUGAUGGGCGCGGUGCUCGAGGGCCUGGCGCGCUACGCCCACCUGAUCAACCAGGACCUGUUUGGCGAUCUGCUGGAGGCGUUGAAGGAGAUUGUCGCCAACGCCGAAGCCGCCGACGGGGCUUUCACAGACGAGGCGGAGGCACUCGACGCCGACGGCGCCACGCUGCGCAACCUGACUCGCGAAUCCCUCCUCGCCACGCAGACGGCCUUUACGCUCCUCUCGGGCCAGGACGCCUCCCGCGCGGCCUCGGCCUUGAAUCUCGACCUCAGCUUUUUCACCGCGCACGCCUACCGCGCGAUAUACCCGCUCGGUCUGGACGCAGACAUCGAACUCGGGCCGAAAUCUUUACGUCUGCCGGAUCCGCAUUCGCCGAGCCGCAACGGCGGUGAUGGCAACGGUAGCGGCAAUGGUAUCAGCAGCGGCAACGCAAAUGGCAACGGCGGUGGAAGGAGCAUGAUGAAAGUCAACAUCAACAUCUCGACCCCCAUCCUCCUACUCACGCGAGUCCUCACCUCCAUCUUAUUAACUCCCUCCUCCCCUCCACCCACACUCACGGCGUUAGCCUUCUUCAAGCGCCUCUUGACGGUCUCAUUACAACUGCCCGAGAAAUCGUGCCUCGCGGUCCUGGCCCUGCUGGGCAAGAUCGCGGACAGACAUAGCCGCAAGGUCGAACCGCUGUGGUACAGUGAUGAGCGCAAGGGGGAUGGCGUGUUCAACGGGGGUAGUGAUUCUGUCCAGGGGACGAAUGUGCUCAGCGUGGGCACUGGGGUGUGGGAAGUGGAGAUUCUGAAGAGGCAUUUCUGUCCCAGCGUCAGGGAGGCCGUGGGGAAGGUUGAGGCUGUGGUUAGGGAUUUGGGUCGUGAGCACUGA